UCCUCCCCCAGCCAAGCUCCUCCUCUAAGUCUGAAUUGGGCAAGGGGGUCCCUACGGUUGAUUUAUGCCAGCAUCCCGCAGAAGACCUUGGCCGAGCUGUCCGUGUGUGUGAUCGCUCUUCCUUGUGCUGCUCCUGCUGCUGUGGCUGUCCCGCCGAAGCUCAAGGAUUCGCCAACUCCCCUUGCCUGCAGUGGCAACGUCUGCCCCCAUGGAUAAAGCUCUCCAGGUUGCCUUUUGUGCAUGCACCAUUUGGCUUUUGCUCGGAGAACUUCAUUGGGCAGGUGCUACCGAGGAUGAGGAUUCCAUCAGCAAGGACAGCGACUCUGUCAGAGGUGGCGGGAAGGACUGGCCGACGGUGUACGUCACGACCAUCUUGGAAGACCCCUACGUGAUGGCCAGAGGGACCGAGCUGGAAGGCUACUGCAUUGACCUUCUGGAGAAGCUUUCUGAGACGUUGCACUUCAAGUACAAGGUGGGCGUGGUGAAGGACGGGAAGUACGGAGCGCUGUCCCCCAACGGGAGCUGGUCCGGCAUGAUUGGAGAAGUCGUGAGAAAGGAAGCCGACCUUGCCGUUGCCCCGUUGACCAUCACUUCGGUGAGAGAAGAUGCCGUCGACUUCACCCAGCCCUUCCUUCACACCGGCAUUGGCAUCUUGCUUGAGAAGGAGUCUGCCCUGGAGGAGGCGUCUCUAUUCCACUUCCUGUCUCCCUUCAGCAAGGAGACGUGGGGUGGCAUCCUGGCCGCCUACCUCAUCUCCAGCCUUUGCUUGUUCCUUGCAGCUAGAAUGAGCCCCUGUGAAUGGGAUGGAAAUGAGGACGGUCGCUUCUCCUUCCUGAACUGCCUGUGGUUUGGGGCGGGGGCUUUCACCCUGCAAGGUGUGGUGCCUCAACCGAAGUCACUCUCCGUCCGGAUCGUUUCUGCCAUCUGGUGGCUGUUCAGCAUCGUCCUCCUGACUGCCUACAUCGCUGGCUUCAGCUUUAUUUUGGAAUCAGGAUCCGAACAGCUGUCCAUUCAGACUUUUGAAGAUCUGGUGAAGCAGAGGGAGCUGGAGUUCGGGACCAUGGAAGGUUCCUCCACACUCCUAUAUUUCAAGAACUCCAAGAACCCCAUCCAGCAGAUGGUCUAUGAGUCCAUGAACAAGAAGAAAGAGACGGUUUUCGCAAAGAGCUACCAGGAGGCCAUUCAGCGUGUCUUGGAUUCCGAUUAUGCUUUCAUCGGAGAGUCCAUCUCUCAAGACCUUGCUGUAGCCAGGCACUGCAAUUUGGUCCGCUCCCCAGAAGUCCUAGGAGCUAGGGGAUUUGGCAUCGCGACCCCCAAAGGAUCCCCCUGGACUAACAAACUCUCGGUGGCGAUCCUGAAACUUGGAGAAUCCGGUGAAUUGGAUUACCUUCGGAGCAAGUGGUGGGAGAGCAGUUGCUCCCACGAUGACCAUGACAAGUGGAGCCCCUUAAAACCUCACGCUCUGGGGGGAAUCUUCCUCAUUCUUGCGUUGGGCCUCGCGCUGGGAAUGGUGGUCGCUGUGAUUGAAUUGUCCAAAAGAAGCCGGCACAGAGCUGAACAGGAGAAGAAAUCCUGCUGCUCAGUGUUCACCGAGGAGAUGAGCCAACGACUGCGCGUGAGAGAAGACAAGAAGCAAGAGACCGCAGGGAAGACAAAGCCGUGAAAGGGUGUCGGCAAAGCUGGAGGCCAAACCUGAAUGAACUUUCAAAAAUUUCUACCCGACUCUGCAUUCCGUAGCAGCGAGCUCUCGUCUCUCGUAACAGUAGAAGAAAUUUGGGAAUUUUUGGGGUUGUUUUUUUUUUAGCAUAGCUUCAUUGCAAUAACAAAAACCCCUUGAAUCGCAAACCCCUUGCAGCUGAAUGAGCCAUUUGGGGGAUUAACAGGAUCUGGGUUCAAGAGUCUUAACCUUUCUAGUGCUCAAAGGUAAAUAUGAUUGAUAUCUGCCAGCUGACCAGUAUUGACAGCAUUCAUUUGGAAGUUUAGGGAAACAGAUCCAAAC
Molecule: messenger RNA, 1999 nt
Organism: Pogona vitticeps (central bearded dragon)
Lineage: Eukaryota; Metazoa; Chordata; Lepidosauria; Squamata; Agamidae
Product: putative glutamate receptor
Biological process (GO): monoatomic ion transport
Cellular component (GO): membrane
Molecular function (GO): ligand-gated monoatomic ion channel activity; signaling receptor activity
Source: RefSeq, a predicted model, not a curated record